AUGAGGAAGUGGCUCGAGUUUGAUUUACAGAUCGAUGUAAUCUAUCAUUUAAUCUCUGGUAUAUUGUUGUUUCCUAUAUCGCUGGUCGCACGUAUGUUAGCGCUACUUGUGUUUCGUGAACUCUGGAAUGCACUGGGUAGUUCUCAUGUCGUUUACGAUACCGAUUACGUACUUUUGGCAUACGGCGGCCUUAAGGGAGCACUCGCGCUGCUUCUGGUCCACGAAUUCACAGAAAGUGUUGAACAUGAUCCAUAUGCUAGCCGAGUGGGCGAGAAGGUGGUGCUCUAUGCCAGUUCCGCCGUUUUCGUGUGCUUAGUUAUACAGGGUAUGACAUUUUCGUAUGUGACAAAUCGCGAGGGAACAAAUCGCCGCUCUCGCUACAUUAAAGAUUCGGAAAAGAACGUAGAGCGUCAUUUGAACCGUACAUUACGCUCUAAUAUCGGUGCAAUGCGCCGACAAGCUGAUUCAUACCUGACAGAAGCGAACUGGGCCGUUGUUAAUGAACAGAUCGAAGCUAAUGUUUUUAAGGGUUUUGCAAGAAAUAUAGGACAGUAUUCUCGAGUUCAGACCAGUUUUAUCGAAGAAUCAAUGAAAAGUAUGGACAGCCAAUCAGUUGAUGAGUCUUCACUUAUGAAAAAAGACAAUAGCGACGUAUGCACCAGUUACUACAGUAUCCUGUUGGCACGAGUGUAUAGCUUAUGGUCAUUGGGAGCGGUAGCAGGACGCGCAGCUCACCUAGUCAUCGACCUUCUAGAGCACGGUGUCGAUGAGGGCCAGCUGACACUUGCCGAUUUCCGAGAACAUAUUUAUUCCGCUGAAGACAAAUGGUGGUGCGUAUUUUCCGCAUUUCUGGCCAUCUUGCAAUCAUUGCUGAUUGCCUUUGCCAUUUUCUGGCGUCCAGAAGUGCCAGCGCGUAUUAGUUAUGCUAUAUUUAUGUUCACAUUUCUUAUCGCUUUCAUAUUUUUCACUGAAGAAAUUGUGCACUUCCACCGGUUGCGGAAACCAACAUAUCAACAGGAUUUGGAGCGUCUGGAUAUGGGCUGUAUUAGUCGACUCUCCAUCGAAUUUUUACUUUUGCUUCUCUACAUCUUCCUAAUCUUUGGCAUUUGCGUUACUUUAUCUGUCAUUCUAGCUAAAUAUCCGAACGGUUCAUGUGUAAGGGAUGAUGGGAGAUGGAGAGUACUCUCUGUCUGUAAUGCUAUGCGCUUUCUGUUACUUUCUUUCCUAGUGCUGUUGGCCCUGCUGAAACUUAUCCGUGCCACUCCGUUGUUUAUUUUCACGCUUCAUGAGGCGCUAUAUUCUGCUAGCCUCAUACGAAUCCGUGUUCAACUCUCAGCACUGUAUUUCCUUCAAUUUCUACUCAGCCAACCGCCUGCAAAAUUUACAUUUUUUCCUGGCGAUUCAUAUCAGGUAGCACUCGGCGAACAGAAACAUUUGAACAAAAUUGUCGAUGCUCUGAUCCGGAAAGUGAUGAAGCAGAGUCGGGAAGUGCUGGAUCUGAUUACCGUGAUCAAAACCAAACAAGCCAUCCGAAUGGCCGCGCAAACACUUGAACAUACUGUCGUCGACCUGCAAAAGUUACUUAUCACUCUUGGACAAGGAUUUUUGCAUCACGAAUCAAUGCAACAAUGGGAGCGGUCACUCACUCGUUUACGCGAACAUGGCGAACGCUUGGUCAGCGCACCAGUCUCCAGUUUCCAAGAUCUUUUGGAAUCUGUCCACUGGAUCCAGGCUAUUGACAUCCGGAAAAGGCAAGAUCUGAUUGACAAAUUGGUCAAACAUUUUGAGCAACAGCAAGGAAUUGAACAGCCCAAUGGUCAGCUGGUGCAAACAUUCGAGAAAACCAUGUAUUUUGUACAGAAAGGCAUUUGCAAGUUCGUUUCUUUGCCAGAAUGUUUUUAA
Gongylonema pulchrum is the source of this 1902-nucleotide messenger RNA. The record is from the annotation of a GenBank genome assembly. NCBI's taxonomy places the organism in Eukaryota, Metazoa, Nematoda, Chromadorea, Rhabditida, Gongylonematidae.